This is a messenger RNA of Hydra vulgaris (swiftwater hydra), 812 nucleotides long. RefSeq lists its product as uncharacterized. The record is from RefSeq and is a predicted model, not a curated record. Gene Ontology annotation, cellular component: plasma membrane; cytoplasm. Gene Ontology annotation, biological process: intracellular protein transport; vesicle-mediated transport. Gene Ontology annotation, molecular function: GTPase activity; GTP binding. Lineage: Eukaryota; Metazoa; Cnidaria; Hydrozoa; Anthoathecata; Hydridae.
UUUUUUAAAGUGCACCAUGUAUAAAAGACCUUGAAAUCAUAAUGGAAUACAAAGAAACCUGUCUAAAGCUUAAAAUUGCAAAGCAACUAAAAAGCAACUAUGGGUUUAUGGCUAUCAAAGUUAGCAUCAGCUUUAAAUGAUUUUGGUAAUAGAAGAGCUCGCAUUCUUUUACUUGGUUUAGAUGCAGCUGGAAAAACAACAAUACUUUAUAAGUUAAAGCUCAACGAAAACGUCACAACCAUUCCUACAAUCGGGUUUAAUGUGGAAGAGGUGACUCCAAUAAAAAACGUUACUUUUACCAUGUGGGAUGUUGGAGGUCAGGAAAAAAUUCGACCUUUAUGGAGACACUAUUAUCAAGGUUCAGAAGGACUAGUUUUUGUUGUUGAUGCAAGUGAUGUUUUAAGAAUUCAGGAAGCUCGCGAAGAGUUAUUUUCUGUGUUAAAAGAUGAAGGCAUCAGUAAUGGAAUUCCUGCAGUGAUUCUCGCAAACAAACAAGAUCUUCCUAAUGCGUUAAAAUCGUGGGAAUUAGUUGAUAAAAUGCGGUUAAGAGAAUUAAGCGGUAAUCCAUGGCAUGUUCAAGAAAUGUGCGCUUUAACAGGGGAUGGUUUGUAUGAAGGUAUUCAAAAACUUGCAGAAAUGGUAAAAUCAUAUCAAAGAGAAAACAAAAUUAGAUGGUGACUGCAUGUAGUUAGUCUACAUGAAUGUUGUUUCUGUAACAAUGGCGAUAAAUAAAAAAAUAUUUUGUUAAUAAACUUUUUUAUAAAAAUUUUUAAAUUGUAAAUAUAUUAACUUAUUUAAAUGUGUAUAUAAAA